GAUGGAGAAUCAGAGCGAAGACAGGAAACAGGAAGCCGGGAACGGGAAGACUCCCUUAACAUCAAGACAGGUGGUUUGUUUGGCUGCAGUUGGCGGCACGAACUUCCUUAACGGCAUGAUGUCCGGGUGGACUGCAGUCCUGCCAAAGCUCCAGGAGGACACCAGCAGGUUCACGGUGACUGAGGACGAUGUAUCUUGGCUUGUAUCCCUGACGUUCAUUAUGGGCUUCGUGAUCUCCCCUCUGGCGGGUUCUGUAGCGGAAUACAUAGGACCGCGGCGUCUGCUAGUCAUUACGAUGAUCCCUGUGGCUGGGUUCUGGCUCCUGCAAGCAUUCAGUCCCUACCUGUGGCUCCUGUACCUCGGCAGAGCCCUCCUGGCGUCAACUGCUGCGGUGAUGUACACGGUGGUGCAGCCCUUGGUAGCGGAGUUGUGCCCCCCAAGGAUCAGGGGUCUGGCUUCGGUCUUGCCAGAGCUAUUCGGCUGCGUUGGAUUGCUAGCGUCCUACCUUCUGGCUUCUCUGCUGCCCUGGGACAUGGCUACUGCUGUUGCCGCUGCUCCCUUCUUGCCCUUAUCGCUGAUGAUACUGCUUGUACCAGAGUCUCCUUAUUGGUUAGUGAGAAAGAAAAAGAUCGACGCAGCUGAGAGAUCUUUGAGACUUCUUUUGGGUCGUGACGGCAAUGUCGCUGAAGAACUACAGGCAAUUAGGAGCACGACGACCCUCAGGCAGAGCGAAGUCAAAGACCAGGCGAGGGAGCUUCGCAAGGCCCACAACGCCAUCCCAGUGGUGUUAAUGCUAAGUGUGUUCGUCCUGAGAGAACUCGGAGGCAAAGGGCCGGUGUUCAACUAUACAGUGUAUGUGUUCCGUCGAGCAGGAGCACAGUUAGAUGCUUUCUACUGCACAGUGUUCGUUGGUGUUGCUCGCCUGGCUAGCACUUGUGUUUCUGCUUGCACUCUGGACCUGGUGGGUCGCAAGCCCCUCCUUGUGGCGACAUCAGUCAUCUGCGCAGUGUCGGAGGGCGUCGCCGGAGCCUUCCUCUUCCUGGAGGUGGAGGGGGCCGCAUGGGUCCCCCUGGCGUCCGUGAUAGUGUUCGUGAUCAGUUAUGGUAUCGGUCUGGGACCCAUUCCGUGGGCCUAUCUUGGCGAGCUCCUACCAACACCCGUCAGGUCUGUUGGAGCUGCUAUGAUCACUUUUGGUUAUUCAGUAACUUACUUUGCCGUAAACUUCGUGUUUUUGAAAGUGAUAUCAUCCCUUGGUCUCGGGCUGACACUGCUUGUAUUCGGAACGUCGAACUUGAUCAUCGGUUUAUUAGUCCUGUUUUUCGUGCCCGAGACCAAGGGUCGGACUCUGCAAGACAUGGAAAAGGCCUUCCUAUCCAAAAAAGUCGUACAAGUGCGAAGUAACCCAUUGGAUCAUGGCAGAGCGCCGGCAGAAUCAGGCAAGUCAAGAGACAAAGGGGACCCUCCGAUCGCCUUUGGUCGCCGAAACGAAGCAGCCGAGGCAGCGAGAACCACAGGAAGAAAGGAAGAAAACGAAGGCAAACCCGAGAUGGCCUUGUUGCCAGCCACUUGAGGAUUCCAAAACCUUUCAGACUGAAGUAGCAUGAGUGUGAGCAACCUUUAAUUAAUUUU
Penaeus monodon (black tiger shrimp) is the source of this 1629-nucleotide messenger RNA. RefSeq names its product facilitated trehalose transporter Tret1-like. The coding region runs from base 2 to 1570 and encodes 522 amino acids. Gene Ontology annotation, biological process: transmembrane transport. Gene Ontology annotation, cellular component: membrane. The record is from RefSeq and is a predicted model, not a curated record. NCBI's taxonomy places the organism in Eukaryota, Metazoa, Arthropoda, Malacostraca, Decapoda, Penaeidae. The transcript is spliced from 5 exons. Gene Ontology annotation, molecular function: transmembrane transporter activity.